Messenger RNA from Eriocheir sinensis (Chinese mitten crab), 2089 nucleotides. RefSeq names its product probable cytochrome P450 301a1, mitochondrial. Lineage: Eukaryota; Metazoa; Arthropoda; Malacostraca; Decapoda; Varunidae. Gene Ontology annotation, biological process: glucocorticoid biosynthetic process; cortisol metabolic process; cellular response to peptide hormone stimulus. The transcript is spliced from 11 exons. Gene Ontology annotation, molecular function: monooxygenase activity; heme binding; iron ion binding. The record is from RefSeq and is a predicted model, not a curated record. Gene Ontology annotation, cellular component: mitochondrial inner membrane. Bases 356 to 1915 code for a protein of 519 amino acids.
CUGUAACGCUUUGUAUCGCUUCUUAUAGGUCCUCCUCCUCGCGGUCCUCUUUUCAUCUUAUUAUUCACACACUUUCCUUUUCAGUAGUACGUAACUUUCAUAACUGCGAUAGAAUACAAGUCAAGCCUGUUGCCGUGUUGCAUCCAUUCUAGCAUUGACCACUGGCCGUCUGUCGUUAUCUCCAAGGUCGUUAUCGCUUAUUGCUAUUUGCUAGUAGGGCUUGUAAGGGGGAAGCUGGGUGUUCGACCGCCUUCCUGAGCACUCCACAUUAAGGCAAUAUACUGGGACGUUACCGAGACCUGUCUGCUUCAAGGUGUGCUGUGAUUGGCUAAGUAUCCCAUGCCUUGGGGACGCGAUGCUGCUCGUGUGGAGGGUUGCGCGCCGCCCCCUGCUCACCACGCCUUGCCUGGUGACCGCGAGGCAAAAGUCACUAGACGCAGCACCACAAAUCAAGCGGAAGGACGGUGCUCUCAGAUCGGUUCGAGAAAUACCAGGACCUCCAACCUUCCCCCUCCUUGGAUGUCUCCCGAGUCUGGUCGCCUCAGGAAUGACCUUCAAUUUAAAGAGGAUACACAAGUUUUUCGAGGGGCUGAUACAUAAAUACGGUCCCAUAGUGAGGAUAGAGACUGCGCAGAUGCCUCCUGGGGUCUUGGUGAUCAACGCAGACCACACAGAAGCCAUGAUAAGGGCAACCAUGGACAACCCAAUACGAAACGGCUUCCUCUCACUCAAAAAAAUCAGAUUAGAAAUGGAAGACGAUUACUUCGAGGGAAAAACAGGUCUUCUGUCUGAGAAUGGCGAGGAGUGGUGGCGUGUGCGAAGUAAAGUUCAGACGCCCAUGAUGAAGCCCAAGAACGUGGCGUCCUAUCUGCCGCAGGUGGACCAGAUAACCCUCGAGUUCAUUGAAAGGAUGGCUUUCUUUCAGGCGAAGCAUGGCGAGAUGCCCCACGACUUCCAGACAGAACUGUACAAGUGGGCUCUGGAGUCCGUGGGUGUUGUGGCCCUGAACCGGCGCCUGGGCUGCCUGACACCUGACUUACCCGGAGACUCCGAGCCCAUGAGACUCAUUGGGCUGGUGAGCGACCUCUUCCACAACCUGAACCUGACGGAGUUCGGAGUACACACGUGGCGGAUCUUUCCAACCCGCCCCUACAGAACAGUCAGGGAGAAGCACACCGCCUUUUUAAGGCUGGUGGACAGCAACAUCCAAGAAACUGAGGCCUUGCUACUGGCCCAGGGUCGUGAGGACAGGGAAGCCACUUUGAUGGAGAGCCUCCUCAUGACGCCCGGCCUCUCCCGCAAGGAUGUUAUCACCCUAAUUCUUGACAUGAUCCUAGCUGGAAUAGACACAACUUCCCACAGCAUUGGCUUUACAUUGUAUUUAUUGGCACGGCACCCGGCAGUGCAGACUAAGUUGCAGGAAGAGGUUGACACAGUGUUGAGGGGCCAUGAGGGGCCAUUGACAGCACAACACCUGGCCAAGCUCUCCUACCUGAAGGCAGUCAUCAAGGAGUCCCUCAGAAUAUUUCCUCUAGUUCUUGGCACCAUUCGAACUUUAGAGAAGGAUUUGAUUCUGGACAAUUAUGUGAUUCCCAAAAAUUGGUCCGUAUUGAGCAUGAACAUGCUGACGGGAUGGGAGGAAACAUACUUCCCCAGAGCCAAGGAGUUCCUGCCUGAACGCUGGCUAAGACACAAGCCUCUUGGGCCCAUCCAUCCCUACGCUUCCCUUCCCUUCGGAGCCGGAGUCAGAAUGUGCAUUGGCAGGCGACUUGCUGAACAGGAAAUGUAUAUCUUCCUCACAAGGGUGAUGCAGCGGUUUACUCUUGACUACAAGUAUGAAGACAUUGACAUUAUCACCAGCCUGGUGUGCAUCCCAUCUCAGCCACUCAGGUUCAACCUCAUUGAGCGCACCUGACUGGCUGCAGCGUGCUUGGCUCAUUUUUUGAGGGCCUAGGAGGGGCCGACAUAAUGCGAGUAACAAAGUUGUUCCUCCACCUUGGCUGCUCUUGGCUGUACUGCUGCAUGGUAGGGAGGAAUGAUUUAAACAAUUAUUGUACUUCUUUUAUCAGAGUGUCUUCAUUAUAUAUAU